AUGGUGACCUUCCAGGAGCCGCAGUGUCCCAACCCCAGGACCAUGCAGCUGCAGCAGCCCCUGUCCUUCCAGACCGCGCCCCUGUCCCCGGGCCUGAGGCGGAAGCAGCUGAUGUGGCAGAACGCCGUCAAGCACAUCAUCAGCCAGCGGGAGCUGGCGCAGCAGGUGGGGGUGGAGCCGGCCCGCAAGAUCCUCAUCACCGACGCCUGCAUCGACGAGAUCAACCGGCAGAUCCGCAGCAAGGCCUCGCGGGGCGGCGUGCACAAGCGGCGGGUGUCGGUCGCCCGCGUGCACCCCAGCCACGAGCGCGCCUCCACCAGCACGCAGAGCAGCGGCGACUUCAUCAGCGACGCCGACUUCUUCGUCAGCUGGGGCUCGUCCGUCCGCGGCGUCUACCUGCCCACGCUGCACCACACCUUCAAGUCCCGCGACCUGGAGAAGCUCUACCAGCACUUCUCCUCCGGCCAGCGCCGCACCUCGCUGGUGGUCACCAACGUCAUCGACAUCGUCACCAAGCUGCACAUCAUCCUCAUCUACCUGGUGGUGGCGCCGGAGGUGGUGGACCCCGUGCGGGGCUGGCUGACGGGCCUCUUCAUGGCCCUGGGGAUGGUGCUCUGUGUGCUGGUGCUGACGUACAAGGGGGCCAUGUGCCCGCAGUACCUGCGUUAUGCGGGUGUGGCCAGCUGGCUCUCCCAGACGGUGCAGGUGCUGGGUGGCCUGGCCUACGGGCUGGAAAGGGACCAGUCCUGGUACGUGCUCUUCACCCUCUUCGCCACCUACACCCUGCUCCCACUGCCCCUGCUCUGGUCCAUCUGCGCCGGCUCGCUCACUUCCGCGCUGCACCUCCUGGUGGUGGCUCUGUGUCACUACAAUGACCCAGCUCUGCUCAGAAAGGUGCUGGCCAAGGGACUCCUGUACAUGGGCAUGAACACGGCGGGCCUGUUCAUCCACUACCUCUCAGACCGCGCCCAGAGGCAGGCCUUCCUGGAGACCCGGCGCUGCGUCGAGGGGCGGGUGAAGCUGGAGCGGGAGAACCAGAGGCAGGAGCGAUUGGUGCUAUCCAUCUUGCCUCGCUUUGUUGCCUUGGAGAUGAUAGCAGACAUGAGCUCUAUGGAUGACGAGCUUGUGCCCCAACAGUUCCACAAGAUCUACAUUCACCAGUACAAAGAUGUCAGCAUCCUCUUUGCUGAUAUCAAGGGCUUCACCAUGCUGUCCAUGACUCUGUCUGCUCAGGAGUUGGUGCGCACUCUCAACGAGCUCUUCGGCCGCUUCGAUCGCCUGGCAGAGGAGCACCACUGUAUGCGCAUCAAGAUCCUGGGCGACUGCUACUACUGUGUGUCGGGCGUGCCGGAGCCCGAGCGCGCCCACGCCCGCUGCUGCGUGGAGAUGGGGCUGGCCAUGAUCAGCACCAUACGGUACGUGAGGAAGCAGCUGAACCACGACAUGGACAUGCGCAUCGGGAUCCACUCGGGCUCGGUUCUGUGCGGCGUGCUGGGUCUUCAAAAGUGGCAGUUCGAUGUGUGGUCCUGGGACGUGGGCGUCGCCAACAUGCUGGAGGCAGGGGGCAUCCCAGGCCGGAUCCACAUCUCCCGAGCCACCCUGGACUGCCUGGAAGGCAGCUAUGAAACUGAGGAUGGGCGUGGUCACGAGCGCAAUGAGUUCCUGCGCAAGCACAACAUCGACACCUUCCUCAUCUGCCACACCGAGGCAGACAAAGGGGACGUGGAGCCACCUAAGGCCCGCCGGCCCAGCAGCAACUCCUGGAGCGCCGAGCUGCCCUUCGGCAACAUCAUCGACAUGAACUGUAUCUUGGCCACCUUCACCAACGGGUCACUGGAGCAGCUGCCGAACCAGGUGGCGUCGCGGCGCUCGGGCUCCAGGGAGAUCAACAAACGCAUCGAGCACGCCAUCGAGGUGCGGAGCAGCGAGCGCAUGAGGAAGGAGCAUAUCACGCCCGUCACCCUGGUCUUCAAGGACACGCACAUCGAGGACAAGUUUUCCCAGUUAAGAGAUGAAAUGUUCAAGUCCAACUUGGUCUGCUCCUUCAUUAUGCUCCUCUUCGUCAUGGCUGUGCAGGCCCUCAUCCCAGCUCCGAAGCUGUGUCCCAUGGUGGUGCAGUUUGCCUGCUUCCUGUCGGCGUACCUGCUCCUGCUGGUGGUCACGCUGGCGGAGGAGUUCAAGUGCUCGCCGCCCGCCCUGCAGCAGCUCUGCUGCUGGAUCCACGAGACCAAGAGCGUCCGCAACCUGCUCACCCUCACCGCUGUGGCCCUCAACUUCGGCAUGGCCUCCUCCGACAUGCUGUGGUGUCACAUGAUGGAAGCAGAGAGUGGAGAUGGGACCAACAAGAGUACUCAGCCUCCACCCAGCCAGUGGCCAGUUAACAUAUGUACUGACCCUGAGUUCUUUGUCCUGAGCGGGGUGGUUGCCAUGGUGUCGUGCGCCGUGUUCCUCCGGCUGAGCUCCCUCCUGAAGCUGGCGGUGCUGCUGCUGGUUAUUGCCGUCUACACCUACCUCAUCGAGGUGGCCUUCCACAUGCUCUUCCUCCAUCAGCACCAGCUCAGUCAUGUACACAGGUCCCAGUUUCUCAGGAGGAAGGGGAUUUCUGUUCUGCUGCUGGCCAUGUUUGUUAUAGCUGUUUUCUACAACAGUCGGCAGCUGGAGGCGACGGCCAGGCUGGACUUCCUGUGGAGAAUGCAGGCCCGACAGGAAGUGGAGGACAUGAAGGAGCUGCGGGAGCACAACGAGUGCCUGCUUCACAACAUCCUGCCCUCGCACGUGGCACGGCACUUCCUGGAGAGGAGCAGGAAUGAUGAGGACCUCUACUCCCAGUCCUACGAUGAGGUAGGGGUGAUGUUUGCCUCCAUUCCCGGAUUCAACGACUACUACGAGCAGAUGGAGAUCAAGCAGCAGGGGGUGGAGUGCCUGCGGCUGCUGAACGAGAUCAUCGCUGACUUUGACGAGCUGCUGGAGGAGUCCUACUUUAAUGACAUUGAAAAAAUCAAAACCAUUGGCAGCAGUUACAUGGCAGCCUCAGGCCUAUCACCUGAUAGACAGGGAGACAAAUGGAAUCACCUCAGUGAGCUGGUCCUCUUCGCUCUGGCCAUGCAGGAGACCCUGAGGGAAAUCAACAAGCAUUCCUCCAACAACUUCCAGCUACGCGUCGGGAUCGCCCACGGGCCGGUGGUGGCCGGGGUGAUCGGCGCCACCAAGCCGCAGUACGACAUCUGGGGCACGACGGUGAACCUGGCGAGCCGCAUGGACAGCACGGGCGUGAGCGGGCGCAUCCAGGUGCCCGAGGCCACCCGCCGCAUCCUGAUGGAGUGGGGCUUCGUUCUAGAGCUGCGCGGCGAGAUCUUCAUCAAGGGCGUGAGCGAGCAGCAGGGCAGGGUGCGCACCUACUUCAUCAGCAGCCGGGGGCAGGCGUCCGCCCUCUCCAAUCCGGACAAGCCCCCCUCGUACGGCCGGGGCGGGGGCGGCGGGCGCAACUCCCUGGCGGCGGUGGUGUUCGGCCUGGUGCAGGCGCGGCACAGGGAGAAGCUGAGGGAGGCCAACGGGGCCUUCGCCCUCCCCCAGCAGCAACAGCAGAACAACCAGAAGGUCUGA
Molecule: messenger RNA, 3603 nt
Organism: Megalops cyprinoides (Indo-Pacific tarpon)
Lineage: Eukaryota; Metazoa; Chordata; Actinopteri; Elopiformes; Megalopidae
Product: adenylate cyclase type 8-like
Exons: 18
Coding region: 1-3603 (1200 amino acids)
Biological process (GO): adenylate cyclase-activating G protein-coupled receptor signaling pathway; cAMP biosynthetic process; intracellular signal transduction
Cellular component (GO): plasma membrane
Molecular function (GO): adenylate cyclase activity
Source: RefSeq, a predicted model, not a curated record